Molecule: messenger RNA, 3213 nt
Organism: Saprolegnia parasitica CBS 223.65
Lineage: Eukaryota; Oomycota; Saprolegniomycetes; Saprolegniales; Saprolegniaceae
Exons: 3
Coding region: 1-3213 (1070 amino acids)
Biological process (GO): trehalose biosynthetic process
Cellular component (GO): cytosol
Molecular function (GO): starch binding; catalytic activity
Source: RefSeq, a predicted model, not a curated record
AUGUCCGCGCCGAUGCAUGGGGACGCGGAAGGGGCCAUGGACGCCGAGGUAGACGCGUUCAUGGCGCCAAGCUCCGAGAGAGGAAGCCUCUCGCAUGUGGGCUCGGCCAGCUCGAUCGGCUCGUCGGGACGAGGCUUGAAGGCCGUGCCCCGCCUGGACCUCCCGCGCGACGACGAUGCGCUCCUCGACGACGGGGACGCAAACGCGGGCACGUACACGCGCGUCCAUCUUCGUGUCCGCGCCGAGACGCGCAUUGGCGAAGAGCUGCAUUGCUCUGGCGCAUCGUACACGAUGGGCCAGUACAACCCGAGCGAGAGCAUUGAACUGGUGACGACGCCCGAGGAAUACCCGAUUUGGCGGACGUCGAAGCCGCUCAUCUUGCCGCGCGGAAUCGCUCAUAGGUAUAUGUACGCGCUCUUCCUCGGCGGCGCCUUCUCCAAGUGGGAGCAGAUCGACCAGGACCGCGUGAUCGUGCCCGAGGGCCGCGAGAUGACGAUCGCCGAAGACUUUGGCACGUACGACCCCAACAGCGUGCUGCAACGAACGUCGGAAAUCCACAACCGAAGCAUCGUGUACAUGCGCAAGGUCCUCACGCACAGCGCCAAGCAAGCGCAGAUCACGGGCAAGGUUGACGUCAAGGGCCUCGUCGCGUCGGCCAUGCAGCGCUCGUCGUCCGUGCUGCGGUUCCGCCAAGGUGGCACAAAGGAAAAGAUGCAGCCGCGCUUCAAGCGCCACGCGUCGUCGAACUACAAGCCGAACGAGGACGCGACGCUCUUUCUCAUCUGCUACCACCUGCCGAUCCAUCUACACAAGAUUGACGGGAUGUGGCACGCCGAGUGGGACAAGGACAGCUUGAUUGCGCGCUCGGAAGGCACGAUCGCGCAGAGCAUGAACGUCAAGUGGGUCGGCUGCGUACCGAUGGAGUACCAAGGGUCGCCGAUGACGGACGACGACAUUGCCGAGAUCACGGAGCUCCUCACGGCCAUGGACGCGCAUGCGGUCUUUAUCAGUCCCGAGGUCGCAGCCGACCACUACCAAGGCUACUGCAAGUCGAAGCUGUGGCCCAUGUUCCACAACGUCGACAUUCUCGACAUUUACUCGUCGGUCUGGGACGAUGGCGAGUAUACGAGCGGGAAGGAAGAGAAGAACAACGGUCGCUGGUGGGCGGCAUACAACAAGGUCAAUCAGUGCAUGGCGCAGGCGGUCGCGGACCUCUGCAAGCCCAAGGACAUUCUCUGGGCCCAAGAGAAGCCGCGGCCGCAAAUUGUCUUCUUCCUCCACGUGCCGUUUCCCACGUCCGAGAUCUUUCGCGAGCUCUCGAACGGCACGGCGUUGCUCGAAGGCGUCCUCGAGGUGGACGUUGUCGGCUUUCAUACGUUUGACCACGCGCGCCACUUCCUCAACGCGUGCAAGCGCUUCCUCGGGCUCACGUACCAGUCGCGAUGCGGCGUCAAUCUCGGCGUCGACUACAAGGGCCGCAACGUUGUCAUCACGAUCAGCCACGUCGGCAUUGAGAAGGAGAUCAUCCGUCAAGCGCUCAUGAACCCAGAGGUGCAAGCGGCGGCCGCCGCGCUGCGGGAGAAGCACAAGGGCAAGCAGCUCAUUGCGGGCAUUGACCCGUGUCAGCGCCUCAGCGGCAUCCCGCUCAAGCUGCUCGCGUUUGAGCAGUUUUUUAGCAUGUGCACGAACCUCAAGGACAAGCUCGUGCUCGUGCAGCGCUGCCACUUUUCGACCGCGCGCCUUGGCGACGAGGAGUACUCGAGCCACGAGAUCCGCGAGCUCGUCCAGCGCAUCAAGACGUCGCACGGCGACGUCAUCGACUAUGAAGAAUCGGAGCGGCCGCUCGGGCUCCACGACCGCGUCGCGCUCUGGCUGGCCUGCGACAUUCUCAUGGUGACGUCGAUUCGCGGCGGCCUCAACUUGUACCCGCUCGAGUACGUCUUUGCCAAGGGCGCGCUCCCGGGCAGCAAGGCCGGUGUCGUGAUUUUAAGCGAGUUUUCCGGCUGCUGCUGCGUUCUCAACGGCGGUCUGCGCGUGAACCCAUGGAACAUUUCCGAGGUCGUCAACGGGCUCGACCGCGCCAUCAACAUGAGCGACGAGGAGCGCAUGGGCCGCCGCGCGCGCGACUUGCCGUACAUUACGAGCCAGCCAUCAUCCAACUGGACGCGCCAAGUGCUUGCGAUUCUGCAAGAGUGCAGUGAGGAAGACGACGACACGAGCCUUGACUUUCAGAAACUAGACGUGGCCAAGGUCCAGCAUGCGUACAAGACGUCGCGGCGCCGCGUGUUUCUGUUGGAUUACGGCGGCACCAUCAUCUCGCGCGAAAACAUCUCGAUGUACAUGAAGAAGGACUUUACGGCUGUCACGGGCAAGAUUCCAACGGCGCGCAUGAUGGCGUCGCUCCAAAAGCUGUGCGCGGACCCAAACAACACGGUGUUUAUCAUCUCGGGCGUGAGCCAAGUCAACUUGACCAACAUCCUCGGGCACAUUGACGGGCUCGGGCUCGCGGCCGACAAUGGCGCCCUCUUUUCGUGGGCGCGCUCGAUUCAUACGCACUACCAGCCCAAGGACGCGACGACCGACAGCAGCGACGAGUCGGACAGCAAUGCGUCGCGGUCGUGGUUCCACCACCGUGUCGAGUUUGAUUGGCAGCCGAUCCGCGAGAUUGUCGACCCGAUCUUGCGCACGUACCUCUCGCGCACGAACGGCAGCGUGAUCCGGUACAUGGACCAAGGCAUUGCGUGGAACUUUCGGUCGACGGACCCGGAGUGGGGUCUCAUUCAGGCCAACUCGCUCCAAACGGACCUCGAAGAAGUCAUCAAGGACCUUCCGAUCACGAUCGUGCGGAAGAAGGGCCUCCUCGAGAUCGUGCCCGAGGGGCUCAACAAGGGCGUCGUCGCGCGCCACAUUCUCUCGAGCGACGCAGAGCUGCACCGUGGCCACCCGGACUUUAUCUUUUGCAUUGGCGACGACACGACGGACGAAAGCAUGUUCAAGUGCAUAUACGAGUACUACGCCGAGCGGUCGGAAGAGAGCGUCCACGGCCAGGCGUCGAUGCUGCAGAACACGAGCGGCGACGAUGGUCGGCUCCACAUUACGGGGUCGCUUCAGCACGUGUUUACGUGCACGGUCGGGAAGAAACCGAGCAACGCGCACCUGUACAUGAACAACGUCGACGACGUCGAGAACCUCUUGUACUCGCUCGGGCACUAG